CUUACGGCGAAUAUUUGUACUAUAAUUUUGAUCUGUCAAAUUUGUAAAAUUCGUUUUAAAAUCGUCGUCGAAAGUUUAUUAUUUUCGUGGAACUAUGGAAACUUCAAGCAUAGCACUUCGCCGAUUGAUGAUACAACAAUUAGAACCGGAUUUAAAUAACGUAUUGAUAAUAGGUAUAAUAAUUGCGAAACAACGUCCGAGGAAAUUUACAAGCACGGGAAAAGAUGGCAUUUCUGAACGCGGAGUUUGGAAUUUUACGCUUCGCGAUACCCCUAGGGAUUAUAUUAAUUGUACGUUUUGGGGGCAAGGUGAGGAAAUAUGGAAAUUAGCCGAAGCCUUUCAAAUCGGAGAUGUAGUCGAAGUAACUCGCCCAAGGAUUUCUAUAAGAGCCAUCGAUAACCAUGGGGAACAAUUUCGACCGACGGUUACAUCCCCUUAUACAUUAACUUUAUAUGAUAAUCAAUCGAGGAUCACUCGAUAUCAAAAUCCUAAUGAAUUUUUACGUUUAUUGAGAUAUCCUACUAAACCCUUAGCUAUUUUUGUAACAAUAGCUGAUGUUCAAUCUCGCGAUAUCACAUCAGCUCCAAAAUAUGUUGAUAUGUUAGUUGCUGUCCGUUCUAUAGGCGUAGUUCGCAAUGUUAAAACUAAAUCAGGUAUAGAACAGGAAGUUCGUGAUUUUACCGUGUUGGAUCACACUUCAGAAGGUGUGAGAAUGACUACUUGGGAUCCAGAAUUAAUCGCUAGAAUCGGUUUUUGGAAACCUCGAACAACAAUUUUAUUUCUCGCGGACGUUAAAGUUGAGUAUAGUCAUUUUCAUAAAUCUAUAAUGCCUGUAAUUGGAUCUAGAACAAUUAUAACUGAAGACCCAAUCGGCCAGGAAGCCGAACAAUUAAGGAAUUAUGCUUCAACUGCUCCUUUACUUCCGUCUCAUAUUAUAGAGCAGCUAAUGUCGAGAUAUAAUCCAACAACAAUUAAAAAUAUAAUGACAAUUAAUCAAGUUCAACAAAAAGUUGAUUCAAUGAUGUCUUCAUCAAAUCUAAGAAGAUUAGAUGAUAGACAUUUUGUGGCUUUAUUAUAUUGCAUGGUGAGCCACUUGGAUUUGGAUGGUUUACUUCCGGUUACUACGACAAGAUGUAAGAGAUGCAAAUAUCUCAUUAACAAUAAUCAAUUAUGCGAAAAUGAGGAGUGUGUUUCAUCGAGAGGAAUUGAAAUGGUCGAUUUAGAAACGACUUUCGACAUUAGAGUUAACUUAAGUGAUCAUACCGGGUCGAUUAAUAACUGUAGAUUAGUCGGAACGACCGCGGAAGAAAUUUUGGGUUGUUCGGUACAAAAGUUUAUCAAUAUGUCCGACCAUGAAAAAGGCGAAUUAAAAUGGAAAUAUUUACUCGAACGUUGUGAAAUUCGCAUCAUCGUUUUAUGCACAAAAAAUGCAAAUUCCAAAAUUUCUAUUUUAAGCUGUUCACGUUCUUCACCGAUUGAUUUUGCUUCAAAUAUUCCUAUUUGUUAAAUUAUUUUUUUCUUGUUAAUCGAUUUAGGUGAUUAAUUCGCGUUUUGUUCCUAUAAUUAUACAAAAU
This is a messenger RNA of Onthophagus taurus, 1574 nucleotides long. It is a transcript of the gene hdm, whose product is annotated as meiosis specific with OB domains hold'em. Gene Ontology annotation, biological process: resolution of meiotic recombination intermediates. NCBI's taxonomy places the organism in Eukaryota, Metazoa, Arthropoda, Insecta, Coleoptera, Scarabaeidae. The record is from RefSeq and is a predicted model, not a curated record. Gene Ontology annotation, molecular function: single-stranded DNA binding; single-stranded DNA 3'-5' DNA exonuclease activity.